Molecule: messenger RNA, 1679 nt
Organism: Moneuplotes crassus
Lineage: Eukaryota; Ciliophora; Spirotrichea; Euplotida; Euplotidae
Source: the annotation of a GenBank genome assembly
UUAGCAAUAAUAAAUAAAGAUGAAUAUCAACCAGAAAAGAAACUAUCUCCGGCUUUGGAUUGCUACCAUUGCUCUCGGGGGUAUUCAAUACGGAUAUUCAAUGGGAGAACUUAACACCUUUGACCUAAAGCCAACCUGUAUGAGAUGAUUUCAACAUGGAGAUAAAGUAAACCCUUGCAGCAAUGAUACUGAUGUCUAUAGCUAUGAUUAUUUCUUUAUGUACAUAUCCACCUGAAUGGUUCCAUUAGGCGCUAUCUUCAGUUCUAUCUAUUCUGGAACCUUUCUUAGUCUCAGAAAGGCCUUAUUUAUAGCAAAUAUCUUCUGAAUGGUAGGGCGAGGUAUUAAUGCGAUUCAUAUCCAGUAUGCAACUCUAGCAGGAAGAUUUGUAAAUGGCCUCGGAGUUGGCAUCUUUUCAGUUAUUGUUCCAAUGUUUAUUAAUGAAAUCUCACCGACGAAGAGGAAGGGGUCUUAUGGAAUCGCUACCCAAAUCGGCAUCACUGGAGGAAUUUUUAUUUCAUACAUUGUUGCAAAAAUAAUGUGCUUUUUUAAUGAAGUCCCUCCAUUUGAAGAGAAUAAGGGUAACAAAGCAGUAAAAACAAACUUCACCAUUUUGUACUUGUUUCCAAUCUUAUUCUGCCUAUUGCAGACGGCCUUGUUAAAAUGGAAGUUCAAGUACGAAGCUCCAAAAUAUUACAUUAUUAAAGAAGAAUAUGAUGUAGCUCAGACUUUAAUUCAAGAUAUUCUUGAGAGAAACGAGGCAAAGGAGGAAUCAAACGCAGGACAUUCCAUCUACACAGAUAACUCGAACGCUCUUGAAAUAAAUACUAUAGACCCAGUUUCUCUCAACAAAUACAAUCAAAACUGGGAUGGUCGAAAGUUUUCUUCUAUCUUCAAGCCAAAAUAUUGGAGGUCUUUCUUAUAGUAGGCUGAAUACUAUCGAUGCUACAACAGCUCUCUGGGAUAAACAUUAUCAUCUUCUAUUCAGGGGAGAUUUUCAAUAAGGAAAAUAAUGUCUACUUUGGAUACAUCCCUAUGAUCCUUGGUUUCAUAAAUUUCCUAUGUACUAUUAUCGCAACUAUGUUAAAGUUCCCAUUCAAAAGCCGAUUACUAAUCGGGUUAAUAUGACUGAUUGUGUGUUCUUCAACUUUGUUCGUGUUCUCUGCUCCUCAUUAUGAAAAAUGGUGACCAAAGUCCGACAUAGCCGAUGACCCAACAUCCUGUCACAUAAGAACUAUAAGAAAUGUUGAUCGUUCUGUUUUUAUUAUCUUCACAACACUAUUUCUCAUCUCUUUUGCUCUCACUAUUGGACCAAUUACUUGGAUAAUGAUAUAGCUGAAAUAUUGACUGAAAGAGGAAUGGGAAUAGCUAUAUCUCUCAACUGGGCCUUAAUCAUCAUAAUUGGGGUUUUACCUGCUCUAAAAAUCACACCAAUUGAGGACACGUAUGUAGAAGAUAAGGAUUUUUAUCCUGGUUUAAACUUUUCAGUUCUGUUCUUUAUCUUCAGUGGAAUAUUAAUGUUUGGAUUCGUCAUGAUACUUUUAAAUGUUAAAGAGACUUAUGGGCUAGAACUUCAUGAAAUAAGAGAGCUUUAUAAGAAUGAAGCAUAUGAUCCUUUAAUUAGAGGAAGAAACAGAAUAGAUUCAGAAGAAGAGUCUUUACUUAAUUCAAUUUCAAUGUAA